Messenger RNA from Capsella rubella, 1375 nucleotides. RefSeq names its product serine/threonine-protein kinase OXI1. Gene Ontology annotation, cellular component: nucleus; plasma membrane; cytoplasm. The record is from RefSeq and is a predicted model, not a curated record. The coding region runs from base 131 to 1240 and encodes 369 amino acids. Gene Ontology annotation, molecular function: ATP binding; protein serine/threonine kinase activity. Gene Ontology annotation, biological process: protein phosphorylation. Lineage: Eukaryota; Viridiplantae; Streptophyta; Magnoliopsida; Brassicales; Brassicaceae. The transcript has a single exon.
AAGUAAACAAAAUCAAUACGACUUUUAGAAAAGCUUUACACUUUACUCUUUUUUUUCUAUAUAAACUAAACUUAAAGAGAACUAAAGAACAUUGAACCACAAAAAAACAAUCAAAACCAAACUCUUUUCGAUGAGUAAUCAGAUCCCGACUCUAAACUUCGACCAUCUCGAAGUUUUCUCAGCCCUUGGUCGUGGAUCCAAAGGUGUUGUGUUCCUCGUAAAAGCCGAUAACGAAAAGCUUGCUUUAAAAGUCAUACUAAGAGAAACAAUCGAGACAAACAAGGCCAAAGAUGAUGAGUAUAAACGCGUUAGUUUCGAACAAGGAGUGUUGUCUCGAUUCGACCAUCCUCUGUUUCCACGUCUUCAUGGUGUUUUAUCUACUGACAAAGUUGUCGGUUACGCGAUCGAUUACUGUCCUGGAAGAGAUCUCAAUUCUUUAAGGAAGAAACAGUCUGAAGAAAUGUUUUCAGACGAGAUUAUAAAGUUUUACGCGGCCGAGCUUGUGAUUGCACUUGAGUAUUUGCAUAAUCAAGGGAUUGUGUAUAGAGACUUGAAGCCUGAUAACGUUAUGGUUCAAGAAAAUGGUCAUUUGAUGCUUGUUGAUUUCGAUCUUUCCACGAAUCUACCUCCAAGAACUCCGCAAUCGCCGAGGCUUUCGACGACGAGGACGACGAAAAAAGAACGGUCCUUUUUCGCGUUUUCGGGUUUUUGUAACUCCGGGAUCUCCCCGGACGACUCGGUUUCGAGAUCGUCCGAGUCGUCGGGGGAGAAGUCGAAUUCGUUCGUUGGAACUGAGGAAUAUGUUGCUCCGGAGGUAAUCACCGGGAACGGCCACGACUUCGCCGUGGAUUGGUGGUCGUUAGGAGUGGUUUUGUAUGAGAUGUUGUACGGAGCGACGCCGUUUAGGGGAUCUAACAGGAAAGAGACGUUUUUUAAGAUAUUAACUGAACCGCCGAGUUUGGUCGGAGAAAGGACAACGUUAAGAGACUUGGUAAGAAAACUGUUGGAGAAAGAUUCUAGCCGUAGGAUCAAUGUGGAAGGAAUCAAGGGACACGAUUUCUUUAGAGGGUUGGAUUGGGAUAUGGUGGUUAAGGUUUCACGACCACCGUAUAUUCCGGCGCCGGAAAAUUAUGAGGUUUCCAAAAUCGACGUGGAGAAAUUCGUACGUGAAAUAUUUACUGAUAAUAGUAAUAUCAAAACUAAUGAUAGGAUUAGUAAUGGUAAUUUUAAUGUCUUUUAGUUUUAACUUUAUUUUAUAGAUUUGUAGAAAUAUAUUUAUGUUGAUCAUUGUUUAAGGCUACUAAAUUCCCAACUAGCCACUUACAAAAAAUGCCAUUUUCCAAUGCAAAUCUCACAAUAUGUCAUUUUUCUAAAA